AUGGCAGGGUGGAGCUGCCUUGUGACAGGAGGAGGAGGGUUUCUGGGUCAGAGGAUCGUCCACUUGUUGGUAGAGGAGAAGGAGCUGCAGGAGAUCCGGGUGCUGGACAAAGUCUUCAGACCAGAGGUUCGGGAGGAAUUUUCUAAGCUCCAGAGCAAGAUCAGGCUGACCUUGCUGGAAGGAGACAUCCUGGAUGAGCAGUGCCUGAAGGAAGCCUGCCAGGGUGCCUCGGUGGUCAUCCACACCGCCUCUGUCAUCGAUGUCAUGAACGCCGUUCAGCGAGAGACCAUCAUGAAUGUCAAUGUGAGAGGUACCCAGCUCCUCUUGGAGACCUGUGUCCAGGCUAGUGUACCAGUCUUCAUCCAUACCAGCACCAUAGAGGUGGCUGGGCCCAACUCCUACAGGGAGAUCAUCCAGGACGGCCACGAAGAAGAGCAUCUUGAAACAGCAUGGUCCUCUCCAUACCCAUACAGCAAAAAGCUUGCCGAGAAGGCUGUGCUGGGAGCUAAUGGGUGGGCUCUUAAAAAUGGCGGCACCUUGUACACUUGUGCCUUAAGGCCCAUGUACAUCUAUGGGGAGGGGAGCCCAUUACUUUUUGCCCACGUGGACAGUGCCCUGAAGAACAAUGGAAUCCUGUCAAAUCACUGCAAGUUCUCCAGAGUCAACCCAGUCUAUGUUGGCAACGUGGCCUGGGCCCACAUUCUGGCCUUGAGGGCCCUGCGGGACCCCCAAAAGGCCCCAAGCAUCCAAGGACAGUUCUACUACAUCUCAGACGGGACACCUCACCAAAGCUAUGAUGACCUCAAUUACACUUUGGGCAAAGAAUGGGGCCUCUGCCUGGAUUCCGGGAUGAGCCUCCCGGUUUCUCUGAAGUAUUGGCUUGCCUUCCUGCUGGAGAUAGUGAGCUUCUUGCUCAGUCCAAUUUACAAAUAUCGACCCCCCUUCAACUGCCACCUGGUAACCCUGUCAAAUAGUGUGUUCACCUUCUCCUAUAAGAAAGCUCAGCGAGAGCUGGGGUAUGAGCCCCUCUUCACCUGGGAGGAAGCCAAGCAGAAAACCAAGGAGUGGGUCGGCUCCCUGGUGAAACAGCACAAGGAGACCCUGAAAACAAAGACUCACUGAUCUGGGGGGUGACAACGAUGUGGAUGUGGGUAUAGUUAGGAGAUGUCUGUCACGCUCUCCCCUUCCGGCUUCAUACGGCAAACAACACGGACACAAGCCCGGGUCCUCCUGCUUCCCUUUUAUAAGAUGAUCAUGUUACUGUCU
Molecule: messenger RNA, 1266 nt
Organism: Delphinapterus leucas (beluga whale)
Lineage: Eukaryota; Metazoa; Chordata; Mammalia; Artiodactyla; Monodontidae
Source: RefSeq, a predicted model, not a curated record